AUGCGGAAACGAGCAGAGAAAAUAGUUUGUGAUAAAAAUGACACGGACUUUCCUUCUUCUCUCCAUUGCAAAGGAUUCCCUCAUUUCUCGUCGUCUCGUGUUUCUUUCUUAAUUUGCACUACUUCUCAAAUCAUUUCAUUCUCUUUCUUUUUCUUCCUUUAUAUGAUGCCUGUUCUUUUAUAUAUUACGUUUCUUUCCUUUUAUUCACCUUUAUUCUCUCUUCAUUUCUUUCCUUUUAUCCACCUUUAUUCUCUCUUUCGUUUCUUUCAUUUUAUUCACUUUUAUUCUCUCUUUCGUUUCUUUCCUUUUAUUCACUUUUAUUCUCUCUUUCGUUUCAUUCCUUUUAUUUUUUUUAUUCUCUCUUUUUCUUUUUUUUUCCUUUUAUUCACUUUUUAUUCUCUCUUUUCGUUUCUUUUUUUUUUUAUUCACCUUUUAUUCUCUCUUUUUGUUUAUUUCUUUUUUCAUCUUUUAUUUCUUUUCGUUUCAUUCCUUUUAUUCACCUUUAUUCUCUCUUUUGUUUCUUUCCUUUUAUUCAUCUUUAUUCUCUCUUUCGUUUCAUUCCUUUUAUUCACUUUUAUUCUCUCUUUCGUUUCAUUCCUUUUAUUCACUUUUAUUCUCUCUUUCGUUUCAUUCCUUUCAUUCACCUUUAUUCUCUCUUGCGUUUCUUUACUUUUAUUCACCUUUAUUCUCUCUUUCGUUUUUUACUUUUAUUCACCUUUAUUCUCUCCUUCGUUUCAUUCCUUUUAUUCACCUUUAUUCUCUCUUUCGUUUCAUUCCUUUUAUUCACCUUUAUUCUCUCUUUCGUUUCUUUCAUUUUAUUCACCUUUAUUCUCUCUUUCGUUUCAUUCCUUUUAUUCACUUUUUAUAAAAAAAAAAAAUUUUUCCAUUUAUUCACCUUUAUUCCCUCCUUCGUUUCAUUCCUUUUAUUCACCUUUUAUUUCUCCUUCGUUUUUUUUCACGAAUUUUUAUUCACGUUUUAUUCUUUUCUUUUCGUUUCAUUCAUUUAUUCACCUUUUAUUCUCUCUUUUCCUUUUUUUUAAUUUUUUAUUCACUUCUUUUAUUCUCAAUUCUUUUCGUUUCAUUCUUUUUAUUCACCUUUUAUUCUUUCUUCGUUUCAUUUUUUUAUUCACCUUUUUAUUCUCUUUUUUUCAUUUUUUAUUCUUUUAUUCUCUGUUUUCUUGUUUUCUCCCCAUUUAUUCACCUUUUAUUCUCUUUUUUUCGUUUUUUCCCUUUUAUUCACCUUUAUUCUCUUUUUUUCUUUCUUUUCAUUUUUUUUUAUUCAUUUUAUUUCUUUUUUCUUGUUUGUUUUCUCUUUUAUUCACCUUUUAUUCUCUCUUUCGUUUUUUUUUUUUAUUCACCUUUAUUUCUUCUUUCGUUUUUUUCCUUUUAUUCUUUUUUUUCUCUCUUUUUUUUUUUUCAUUUUAUUCACCUUUUAUUUUCUCUCUUCGUUUUCAUUCCUUUUUAUUCUUUUUUUUUAUUUUUCGUUUUUUUUUUUUUUUCCUUUUUUUAUUUUUUUAUUCUCUUCUUUUUUCGUUUCUUUCCUUUUAUUCAUCUUUUAUUUUUUUUUUUCGUUUCAUUCCUUUUUUAUUCAUUUUUUAUUCUCUUUUCUUUUUCUUUCCUUUUAUUCACCUUUUUUUAUUUGAAUUUUCGUUUCAUUUCUUUUAUUCUUUUUUCUUUUUCUUUCGUUUUCUUUCUUUUAUUUUUAUUUAUUCUCUUUUCGUUUCCCCUUUUUUAUUUUUUUUUUAUUCUCUUUUUUAUUUUUUUCUUUUUUAUUUUUUUUUUUCUUCUUUUCGAUUCUUUCCUUUUUAUUCACCUUUUUUUUUUUCUUUUUUUCAUUUUUUUUUAUUCUUUUUUUUUUAUUUCGUUUCAUUUUUUUUUAUUAAAUUUUUUUAUUUUCUCCUUUGUUUCUUUCCUUUUAUUCACUUUUUUUUCUUCUUUUGA
Acanthosepion pharaonis is the source of this 1941-nucleotide messenger RNA. Lineage: Eukaryota; Metazoa; Mollusca; Cephalopoda; Sepiida; Sepiidae. The record is from the annotation of a GenBank genome assembly.